Anopheles funestus (African malaria mosquito) is the source of this 1952-nucleotide messenger RNA. RefSeq names its product adenosine kinase (gene Adk3). Lineage: Eukaryota; Metazoa; Arthropoda; Insecta; Diptera; Culicidae. The record is from RefSeq and is a predicted model, not a curated record. The transcript is spliced from 4 exons. Gene Ontology annotation, cellular component: cytosol; nucleus. Gene Ontology annotation, biological process: purine ribonucleoside salvage. Gene Ontology annotation, molecular function: adenosine kinase activity. Bases 417 to 1568 code for a protein of 383 amino acids.
ACAGCAAAAAAGAAAACACAAACAUACACAUUCAGCUACCGUUUUGCUGGUUCCAAAUGAAAUUUCGUUUAUAAACGUUAUCUAUACAUCGCUUAUCUAUUACAAAAUCCGUGCAUGCGGUAAAGCAAACUGAUAAACUGGUCAUAAACAUAAUCGUCGUCACAAAAGCUAGCAUAUUUUGUGCAUGCUGAAUGAGCCCGCGAAACCGGUUCAAAUUGUUUCUAGUGGAAGGGGUGAAGCUGGGAGGUUCGGUGACUAAUUUUGACAUAAUCGUCCUUGCGAAGUUCGUACGUGCAUGUGCAUUUCAGCGUAUGGUGAAUGUAACAUUGCAACAUAUAUAUUACGGUAGAUCAACGUUGGAGUGAUCUACAGAAUUGGUAGCGUCGCAGACAAACCAGGAUAUUUCCACCAUCAGCAUGACAAACGAAAACGAUGAUCUCGCCAUCACAAGUUGUGAUCGGUGCCCGCGAAUGGUCGCAUUUGGUAACAUUCUACUUGAUAUCAGCGUCGAGCUGAAGGAUGGGACAAUUUUGAAUGAUUUCGAUCUGAAACCGGAUGAUCAAAGGGAAGUUCCUGCAGACAAACUUGCUGCCCUUGUCUCCGUUGCCGUAGAAACCUGCGGUAAUCCAAUCUACAACCCUGGUGGUUCCGCACUUAACACAUGCCGUAUAUUGCGUGCCCUUGGAGAAAAAAAUAUAAUUUUUUGCGGAGCGGUCGGUGUUGAUGAGAAUGGCCAAAUAUUGCAACAAAUCUUAAAGGAUUGUGCACUAAAUACAUGCAUACAAACGUUGCCUGAUGAAAUGACUGGAACAUGCAUGUGCCUCAUCAGUGGUGACAAGCGGAGUCUGAACGCGAACAUUGGUGCUUCGCUACAUUUCAAGAAAGAAUUUGUAAGUUCGCGCUGGUGCCAGUCAAAGAUCGGUGUUUGCAAAUCAGCCGCACACACAAAUAUUGACGAAGACAUGCGAAUUUUCUACAUCGAAGGGUAUUUCGUGCCGGAAAAAUUUCACAUCUGCACGUACAUCUAUGAACAAUACUGCAAGGGAACAGCAAACCUGCUGGUAACCAAUUUGAAUGCAUCGUACAUACUGCAGGAAUUCACGGCAGAGAUGCGCUUUCUCGUGGAGCAUGCCGAUCUGGUGUUUGGAAAUUUGGCGGAAUUCAUUGCACUGGCACAGAUUUACCACUGUGACGACGUGGACGCAUUGGCUCGGUUACUGAUAAAGCCCUACCGAAAAUAUAACCGUAACAAGAUUCUCAUUGCAACUGAUGGUUGUCGUAGCGUUCGGUUAUACUAUGGUGCGGGCUCAAAAUUCAUAGCAGAAAGCUACCCAGUACCGGUUAUACCAGCGAACACCGUGGUCGAUACAACCGGGGCCGGAGAUUCAUUUGUGGCAGGGUUUCUAUACAAAUUCAUGAACGAUGAAAGCCCCACGUUAGUGGACUGCAUUCGAUACGGGUGUAAAGUGGCCGGGAAAGUGAUACGGCAAGUGGGAUGUAAUUUACCCUCCAGCGUUCCAUCAUCGCCAUCGAUUGCCCCGACUACAAAAGAGGGGAUGAUUCCUUGAGAUCGUGAUCGCCGGGCACGGCAGAAAGUGUGUCUCUGAACUUUUAUCAUCCAGGAAGAGCAUGUUCCUUUACUCUUGUUUUGCUACUUAACAGAUUUGGCUAGGUGCUUGCUGCAUGGUGAUUUUGCUAUUACUGCAUUAGUUUGGUUAAGGGUAAUUGUUACAAAAAGUUGUUAGUCGUCAAUAUUUAUAAAUGCACCUUACGUACGCGUACAUAUAAACUAGAUUAAAAGUUAUUUUACUCCCAUGAAAGAAAUUGUUCUACAUUUAGAGUGUUUGGUUAAGUAUGUGUAAGUGUAGGUAAUUCAAUAUCACAAUAACUAUUCUGUAAAACUUCUUGUGUAAAGGGCGCUUUCGGAAAGCUAAUUUCAAAAGAGUACAUCA